GCGCUCCAGAGACCGAGUCCUGCAGAUCGAGUCCCGCAGACCGAGUCCCGCAGACCGAGACACCGCGUUCACUCCUCGUGGAAACGUCAGACGGCGUCGCGCCGGUAUGAGCUCCGUGUAGCGGUCAGCGGUUUGGAGAGAAGACCGUGGGCCCUGACUCAUCCUCCAGCGGUGGACAUGUCUCAGGACGAGCCCACGUCGGACACUGCUCCGUUCUUCUCCGACGACAGCGAGGCCGAGGCUCAGGAGCAGCAUGGCGGCGCGGUGGAUCAGCGACAGGAGGAGGCUCCGGCCAGCGGCGUGUCCGGCGUGCGAGCCCUGCUCACCGUCCUCGUCCUCAGCUACAUCAAUCUGCUCAACUACAUGGACAGGUUCACUGUGGCCGGUGUUCUCCCCGACAUCGAGCAUUAUUUUGGGAUUGAUGAUGAAAAGUCUGGUUUACUCCAAACUGUGUUUAUUUGCAGCUACAUGUUCCUGGCGCCGUUGUUUGGUUACCUGGGCGACCGCUACAACAGGAGGUUGAUCAUGAGCGUGGGAAUUGCGUUCUGGUCCCUGGUGACGCUCGCCAGCUCCUACACGCCCAAAGAGCAUUUCUGGCUGCUGCUGCUGACGCGAGGCCUGGUCGGCGUCGGCGAGGCCAGUUACUCCACCAUCGCUCCCACCAUCAUCGCCGACCUCUACGUGGACGAGAGGAGGACAAACAUGCUGUCCGUCUUUUAUUUCGCCGUCCCAGUGGGCAGUGGCCUUGGAUACAUCGCGGGGUCACAAGUCAGUAACGUGACGAAGGACUGGCACUGGGCUCUGAGGGUGACUCCAGUGCUGGGCCUGGUCGCAGUGUUGCUGCUGCUGCUCGUGGUCAAGGAACCCAAACGAGGAGCCAUCGAGGCUCGAUCUGAGCAUCACCUGCACCGAACCGGCUGGCUGACGGACCUGAGGGCGCUCAUCAAGAACUCCAGCUUCGUGUUGUCCACGUUUGGCUUCACAGCCGUGGCCUUCGUCACUGGUUCUCUGGCUCUUUGGGCUCCAACAUUCCUCCUCAGAGCCGCCAUCUUCACAGGGAAGAAGGCGCCGUGCGUGGACGGACACUGCGCCUCCUCCGACAGUCUGAUUUUCGGGGCCAUCACCUGCGUCACAGGUGUGCUGGGCGUGGCCAGCGGUGUGCAGGUCAGUCGGCAGCUGAAGAAGAAGACAGCCAGAGCGGAUCCGCUGGUGUGUGCCGCCGGUCUGCUGCUGUCGGCGCCGUUCCUCUACCUGGCCAUCGUGUUCGCUGAGAGCAGCACCGUCGCCACAUACGUUUUCAUCUUUCUUGGAGAAACGUUCCUGAGCAUGAACUGGGCCAUCGUGGCCGACAUCCUGCUGUACGUGGUCGUUCCAACACGCCGCUCCACAGCUGAGGCUCUGCAGAUCGUCAUCUCUCAUCUGUUUGGAGACGCUGGGAGUCCUUACCUGAUCGGAGUGGUCUCAGACUCCCUCAGAAGGAGUGACUCGUUCCUCUGGCAGUUCCGCUCUCUUCAGCUCUCUCUGCUGCUCUGCACUUUUGUCUCCGUGGUGGGCGGGGCUUUCUUCCUCGCCACCGCCCUCUUCAUUGAAAGGGAUCGAUGCCGGGCUGAGAAGGGCGCCCCCACAGACGAUGAACCCAUCGUUGUGCCAAAGAGCGGCCGAUCCACACGAGUUCCAGUGUCCAGUGUUUUGAUCUGACCACACGCACACACACACACACACACACACACACACACACACACAGGGACUGAACUAUCUGCCAUGCAGAGACUUUUUUUAAGUUUGUUUUUUAACGUUGUUUAAUUUUUUUUGCUUGUAACCUUUUAAAAGGAACAGUGACACUAACUAUCUCUCACAGCUCCACCAUCUCCUCCAACUCCAUAAAAUCUACGUCAGUUUAAGUUUCUCGAUCACGUCUUUAUUUGUAAACCGCUCACUCUCCCACACCAAAGCCCAUAGAGAAAAUCUGUGAUUUUAAUGUCACACACACAGGAGUUGUUGAUCCACUGCUGCCUCCAUCACUAAGUUAUAAAAUUCUAUAAAAAUAAAAGUUCAAAUGUCUUAUUUUGUGAAUUCUGCAUUAAAAAUCAUUCAUUCAGACUUAUCGCAGUGACACAAAGUGACCACACGAGGAAGCAUAGGACCAGCAGCUCCUGUGUCACUGCAGCUAAAAUCAAUGAUCUCUAUGAGGUUUGGUGUGGGAGAGUGAGCGGUUUAUAAACUUCAGUUUCACAGUGAGAUAAAGACGAAUGUUCUGUAAGUUUGAAAAACGGCUACACUUAAAAAAACCUAAAUUGUCUAUUGAUCACGAUUUGUUCAAAUGCAUAAAUAUUUGGGGAUGUUAAUAAUCAAAGUUGUUUGAUCUUAAAUGGUUGUUUUUCUUUUUCUUUAAUAUGAAGUCAACAGUAGUUUGUGUGUUAUUAACAGGCUCAGGUCGAUCAUUUUUCUUAUUUAAUGAAUCGCAAAAUGUGUUUAUACUGAUGCGAAUGUACGGAGGCCCAGAGAGGCAAAAAUAAAAUGAAAGUUAAAAGUUCAAAUUUAAAAGACAAAAUCUAAUUUAUUUACGUGAAUGAAAGAAAAAGAAGUUCUUAAAAAGCGAAAUUUUUGUCAAAACCAAAACAAACUUGCCUGUCGGGCUUCCGUACAGGAGAACCUGAUCAUUCUGUACGUCCACUUUUAUUUUUGGGAAACGUUUGAUUUGCAUUGAUUUUCAGACCGAAUGAAUGUGUGAUGUUUUUCCACCAAUAAAAAAAACACAUUUUCUGUCA
This is a messenger RNA of Solea solea (common sole), 2768 nucleotides long. It is a transcript of the gene spns1, whose product is annotated as SPNS lysolipid transporter 1, lysophospholipid. Gene Ontology annotation, biological process: transmembrane transport. The transcript has 13 exons. Gene Ontology annotation, cellular component: membrane. Gene Ontology annotation, molecular function: transmembrane transporter activity. Bases 178 to 1698 code for a protein of 506 amino acids. NCBI's taxonomy places the organism in Eukaryota, Metazoa, Chordata, Actinopteri, Pleuronectiformes, Soleidae. The record is from RefSeq and is a predicted model, not a curated record.